AUGGCAAAGACGGUAGGUGAUGACGGGUUCCGGGAGGACCUGUACGAGAUCCUAGGGCUCGAACCCGCGGCAGAUGAGCGUCAGGUGGCCCGCGCGUACAAGAAGAAGUCCAUCCUGCACCACCCUGACCGUGGCGGAGACGUGCGUAAAUUCCUGGAAUUGACGCACGCGCGUGAUAUUCUACUGGAUCCUAAGAAGAAAGAGGCUUAUGACAAGAAACUAUCGCGUGAACUUCUGGCCAAGAAAAAGCAACGCGAGCGAGAAGCGGAGCUCGACGGCAAGCGCAGACAGAUGCGAGAUGAGCUGCUGCGGAAAGAACAGAACUUCGAGCUCAACAGGAAACCCAGCGCGAAGCAGCAGAAGGCGGAGCUUUCGAAGCUCCGGGAGAAAGCAUUAGCUCGUCAGCAAGAGCUCCAGGAUCGGCUUGCUCGGGAGGCGAAGCGGCGAGCUGAGUUGAAGAAGUACCAGGAAUCUCACGGUGCCCCGAAAUCACAACGCACUGUCACGUUCAAGUGGGAUAAAAAGCAAUAUUCGCACUCUGAUGACACGCUCAGUCGAGUGUUACGAUCAUACGGCGAGAUCGAGACUAUCAGAAUGAAAACAUCAUCUGCAAAGGUGGUUUUCACUGAAGCUUCGGCUGCUGCAAAUGCUGUACGUAUUGAGGGACACAAGGACUGCUGGCGGGAAGUCUCGAUCCAGGGCCAUAUCGUAGAGACGGACGGGUUCACGUCCACGGAAGACAAGACGACGACAACAGCCUCAUCAAAGCGCAGCGUGGUGACGCUGCCUGGAGGGCCUAUUUCACUCAAAGAACACUUGGCGUUUGAGGAGAAAGUCCUUGCAGCACUGCGAGGAAAAGCGAAGUUACAACAAGAGCAACAGCAGCAGACUCCUGUGCAAUCACACUAG
Phytophthora nicotianae INRA-310 is the source of this 909-nucleotide messenger RNA. RefSeq lists its product as hypothetical. NCBI's taxonomy places the organism in Eukaryota, Oomycota, Peronosporomycetes, Peronosporales, Peronosporaceae. The transcript is spliced from 3 exons. The coding region runs from base 1 to 909 and encodes 302 amino acids. The record is from RefSeq and is a predicted model, not a curated record. Gene Ontology annotation, biological process: spliceosomal complex disassembly. Gene Ontology annotation, cellular component: spliceosomal complex.